Carya illinoinensis is the source of this 2559-nucleotide messenger RNA. RefSeq lists its product as uncharacterized. The record is from RefSeq and is a predicted model, not a curated record. NCBI's taxonomy places the organism in Eukaryota, Viridiplantae, Streptophyta, Magnoliopsida, Fagales, Juglandaceae. The transcript has a single exon. The coding region runs from base 1 to 2559 and encodes 852 amino acids.
AUGGACAAGAGUUGGAUGCAAAUCUCUGAUAGAUUUGGAUCUCAGGAAUAUGCUGAAGGAAUAAAGGGGUUCCUUACCUUGGCCCGAACUUAUGCUACAAGUUCGGAAAUUCGCUGCCCAUGUGUCCGAUGUUCAAAUAAUUACUUCCUACUUAUAAGUCAAGUAGAAAGACACUUGUUCAUUAAAGGUAUUGACAAGAAUUACACGACAUGGAUUUUUCAUGGUGAAGAAGAAGAUUUAAUCAUAAGUGAUGAUGAUGAUAAUGUACAUGAAGUUGAUGAAGAUGAUGACUUCAUUGAUGAAGUUGAUGUUAUGUUACGAGAUAUUCGGGCUGGGGGAUUUCCUGAUGUUCCCAUAAGCAAUUCAUUCCAUGCUUCGGGUUCCACAUCGGUCGAUACCUUUUCAUCUCAGACUUUUGACCAGCUGUUGGCUGAUUCCCGGCGUCCUCUUUAUGAAGGUUGUACAAAGUAUUCUAAACUAUCAUUCACUGUCAAGUUGCUGCACAUUAAAACACUUGGUGGUUGGAGUGUAAAGUCUUUCGACAUGCUUUUACACUUGUUGAAAUCGGCUUUUCCCAAUGCCCUUUUGCCAAAUUCAUAUCAAGAAUCACGUAACUUGGAAAAAGGGCUGGGCUUUACUUACACCAAGAUACAUGUUUGUCCGAAUGACUGCAUACUUUAUUGGAGGGAAAAUUUGGAUAAAGAUGAGUGCCCGAAAUGUAAACUUUCAAGGUGGAAAUUUAGCAACACUAAGAAGAGGCGAAUUCCUCAAAAGGUUUUAAGACAUUUUCCGUUAAAGCCAAGGUUGCAGAGAUUGUUUAUGUCACAAAAAACAUCAGUUGAUAUGCGGUGGCACAAGGAUCAGCGUGUCAUUCAGCAAGAUAUUCUAAGUCAUCCUGCUGACUCUGAGGUGUGGAUGACAUUUGAUCAAGAGCAUGCUUGGUUCGCAGAAGAUCCAAGAAAUGUCAGGCUUGGUUUAGCUAGCGAUGGUUUCAACCCAUUUAAUAAUUUGGCUAAACCUUAUAGCGUAUGGCCAGUGAUUCUUGUCCCUUACAACUUACCUCCGUGGUUGUGCAUGAAGGAUCCAUUUUUUAUCACUUCACUCUUGAUUCCUGGACCAAGAUCACCAGGAAAUGAAAUCGAUGUUUAUCUUCAGCCUUUGAUAGAUGAAUUGAUUGAUCUAUGGGAUAAUGGUGUUGAUACAUACGAUGCAAAGGGCAAAGAGACUUUCAGAUUGCAUGCAGCAUUGCUAUGGACAAUCAACGACUUUCCUGCUUAUGGAAACCUCUCCGGGUGGAGUACUAAGGGGAAGAUGGCAUGUCCAUCGUGCAAGGAAGAAACAGAUUCGAUGUGGUUGCCGUAUAGCCGAAAGCAUUGUUACAUGGGUCAUCGCCGAUUCUUGCCACCGGGCCAUAUCUGGAGAAAGAAAAAGACUAUUUUUAAUGGGUGUGCAGAGCAUCGUGAUCCACCUACAAUGUAUUCAGGAGAAGAUGUACUCAUUCAACUCCAAAAUAUUCCUGAUGCAAAUUUUGGCAAAGCUAUAAAGAAAAGAAAGCGUACCACAGAGGAGUUCAAUUGGACCAAGAAAAGUAUCUUCUUUCAAUUGCCAUAUUGGUCGACUAUAAAGAUUAGACAUAAUCUAGAUGUAAUGCACAUUGAGAAGAACAUAUGUGACAACAUCUUAGGAACUUUGAUGAAUAUCUCUGGCAAAACUAAAGAUCAUCCUAAUGCACGUCGUGACCUUUCCACUCUCAAUAUAAGGGAGGAGUUACACCUUAUUCAGGAUGGACAACGCAUUCGUAUGCCACAAGCAUGUUAUACGUUGUAUGGAUCUGAGCGGACUGGUUUUUGUAAUUGGUUGCACGGUGUGAAAUUCCCGGAUGGUUUCGCUUCAAACAUUGCCAGAUGUGUUAGUGUAAGUGACUGCAAAAUCUCGGGGAUGAAAAGUCAUGAUUGCCAUAUUUUCAUGCAAAGAUUACUUCCUGUUGCAAUUUCUGGAUACUUACGCCAAGAUGUACGGUUGGCACUAACUGAGCUAAGCACUUUCUUCAAGGAAUUGUGUGCUAGAACAUGUAAGAAGGAGGUCUUAGCGCGGCUUCAAUCUGAUAUCGUCGUUAUUCUUUGCAAGCUUGAGAUGAUUUUUCCGCCUACCUUUUUCGACAUAAUGGUGCACUUAGCCUAUCACUUGCCACGUGAGGCCUUGCUUGCAGGGCCAGUUCAAUAUAGGUGGAUGUAUCCUUUCGAGAGAUAUCUCGGAAAAUUCAAGAGAUAUGUUAAGAAUAAGGCCUACCCGGAAGGUUCAAUAGUUGAGGCCUAUAUCCAUGUUGAAUGCUUGAAUUUUUGUUCCAUGUACCUCCAUGAUGUUGAAACUAGAUUCAAUCCUCCUAAACGUAACGUCGAUGAAGGAGAAGAGGGUGUACGAGAGGGACUAUCUGUUUUUUCACAGAAGGUGCGACCCAUGGGUUUUGCAUCACGUCACCAAAUAGACGAUGAUGCUUUUAUAAAAGCCAGAUGGUAUGUUCUUAAUAACUGCACAGAGAUUGGAGAAUACAUAAAGUAA